Messenger RNA from Cooperia oncophora, 561 nucleotides. The record is from the annotation of a GenBank genome assembly. Lineage: Eukaryota; Metazoa; Nematoda; Chromadorea; Rhabditida; Trichostrongylidae.
AUGGCUUCGGUGGUACUGGCUCGACGGGAGCCUAAGAGCAAGCGUGCCCUCGACAGUUUGGACGGAGAUGAUUUCGGUGCCCUGUAUAAGAGAUCCCUGAAUUCUCUCGAUGGUGAAGGCUUCGGAUUCGAUAAAAGAGCUCUAAACGCUCUAGAUGGCAGUGGAUUUGGAUUCGACAAGCGAGCACUGAAUUCACUAGAUGGCAGCGGAUUCGGAUUUGAUAAACGAGCACUGAAUUCUCUGGAUGGCAGUGGGUUCGGCUUCGACAAAAGAGCUCUGAACUCAAUAGAAGGUACUGGAUUUGGCUUUGACAAACGGUCUCUCAAUUCGAUAGAAGGAACUGGCUUCGGAUUUGACAAAAGGGCGUUGAAUUCACUAGAUGGAACGGGAUUCGGCUUCGACAAAAGAGCCCUGAACUCAAUAGAAGGAACUGGUUUUGGCUUUGACAAGAGGAAUUUUAUCAGCACUCAUCCUUAUUUGAGACUCUACAAAGGCAAACAAACGCGGAGGUACAAGGGUGACCGAAGCAACUACAACGGUUUAGACACAUGUAAGUGUUAA